Pogonomyrmex barbatus (red harvester ant) is the source of this 6680-nucleotide messenger RNA. It is a transcript of the gene Pi3K68D, whose product is annotated as phosphatidylinositol-4-phosphate 3-kinase catalytic subunit Pi3K68D. The record is from RefSeq and is a predicted model, not a curated record. Lineage: Eukaryota; Metazoa; Arthropoda; Insecta; Hymenoptera; Formicidae. Gene Ontology annotation, molecular function: phosphatidylinositol binding; 1-phosphatidylinositol-3-kinase activity; 1-phosphatidylinositol-4-phosphate 3-kinase activity. Gene Ontology annotation, cellular component: plasma membrane; cytoplasm; phosphatidylinositol 3-kinase complex. Gene Ontology annotation, biological process: phosphatidylinositol-mediated signaling; phosphatidylinositol 3-kinase/protein kinase B signal transduction; phosphatidylinositol-3-phosphate biosynthetic process.
GCUCACGUUCGUUGUUCGGCUCUCGACGAAGAGCGAGAGCCACUUCCUCGUGACGCGGGCUCGCCGCGACCGUAAUAGCGCGCGUCGUUGUUCGCUACAGUGCCGUUCGCGCGCGCGUCUCUCCCGUGACCGCGCCGCUCCGCUCGCUCGCGUGCGACCUCGUCGCGUGCGCGGAAUCAGUGUGCUCGUUGGUGCAGAUUUCAGAGGAGCUCCGAGCGAAAUACAAAGGAAGAGAGAUUGAAAUCAGAGCACGACGAUAAAUUUUCAAGGAAUUUCAGCGUAGGAGCGGUGCGCCGGGCGAGGACGUUACUUUCCUGAACGCGUCACGGCGCUGCGUCGGCGGAUCGUCCCUUUAAUCGCGCGGCAAGAAAGCGAAACAGCGGUGAACUAAAAGGGGAGAGAGAGAGAGAGAGGGAAGAGCGAGGGAGGAGCGGGAGGCAGAGACGUGGUAUUUCGUGAGCAUCUGUCAGCGAACCGAGAAGCAAGCCUCUCUUCGGAGAAUAAAAUGCCACGAUGUCCAACUACAGUAGAAACGCCUGCGAUCAAAAGACCGCGGUGAUUGAUCAUGAAAGGAAGUAUCAGGAGGAUUUGGAGCAAGCCAAAGCUCUAAGUUUGGAAACCUUGGCUCUAGAGAAAUAUAGAUUGGAGAAGUUGCGAUUGGAAAAGUUUGGUACCGUGCCACAGUCUUGCUUCGCGCAAAAUAAUGUGUGCAGUGCAAACAGUGUAUCCGAGACAGAUGGCACACAGGGAGAAAGGUUUCAAAGCAGAAGUCGACCAAGACCAGGAUCGAUUAACACAAAUCAAAAAAAUACUGUAAUAUUAGCACCACCACCUCCAAUACCAUGUAGAAGAAAUUCAACAAAUACCACAACAAGUCAAGUUUCUACUGAUCUGAUAAAUUUCACAAGCCCUGUGAAACAAGAUAAUUUGACUGAAUAUUGUUCGGCUCCACCUCCACCACCACCAAAAGCACCAAUAGAACCUAAAUGGGAUACCCAUCCAUCAUUAUUAAAGAAACAAUCAAGAGUGUCUCGAAGUAAUAGCUCAGUCAGCGCAUAUCAUUCUAGAGAUUUUAGAUAUCAUUCUCUUUCUCCAGGCCCGCGAUCUUCCACAGCACCAUGUACGCCAGGAACACCAGGAAUUAGUCCUAUCAUGGCAAGAGCUAGUAGCGUUAGCAAUAAUGUACCUGAUAUUGCACCACAGCCUGCAUGGAAAACUAUUAUCUUUAAACAUUUUUUCUUCACGCAGAUUCCUCCAUUGCCUAUGAAUUAUAGACCAACUGUUGCACCUGCCAUAUGUGCUCCAUUUUCUAUGGAUGAUGAACAGUUGAAUGUAUUAAAAGUGAUAGAGAAAAAGCCAAAUAGCAAUCUUAUAGAUUUGAAUAAUUUUGAACAAACGGAAGACAAAACUAAUGUACGAGUUAGUGUAUUGGAGGCGUUUGAUCCAUUACUUAUUAAGACUGACAGUGGAAACAGUUCCAUGCAAGAACAGAAAGAUGAUUCUCAGUCACAAGUUAGUGGCAGUGUAUACGAUCCAUUCGACCCGUUCGAUUAUAUGUAUAGCACAAAUGAAAGCGUUAAUUCGGAUCCAGUUUAUGCUGCUGUGGAGAAAUCUGCAAAGUCGCCAGCUGUGUCGCCAGCUGCACCACCUCCACUGCCUCCUCGAAAUUCAUCUGCAUGGAAUACCAUAGAGAGACGAAGAACUUCAUUAGAUCGUCGAAAGCGUCAAACGCGAUUAUAUGAAAAUGUAACAGUCAUAAAAACUAGAUCAUCUCUGCAUGAUUGUGACCUCAAGGCGUUCCAUAAUAUGAUAAAAUCUAUACGAGGCGAAUUUCCGUUUAAUAAUCCUAGUACAAAUAUUGGAUAUGUUGUUAGCCCAAUGAUGGAAAACCUAUAUCCGGAUGGUACAAGUAUAAAAUUAGUAGUGCAUCCACAAUUAGUUAAUAAUGAUAAGGAUCCUACACCAUCUAUUACUUUCACUUGUAAUGUGAAUUGCAGUGUCGAACAUGUUAUUUUGAACGUUGCUUGUUCCUUAGAAGAUGAAGAUACAGUAAAUGUAGAAAAAUAUUGUCUAAGAGUAUGGGGACUAGCCGAAUACCUUGCACCCAACACAACUUUAGCACAAUACGAGUAUAUACAUCAAUGUAUUAAAUUAGAAAAAGAUAUCGAGUUAGCUAUAAUGAGCAGGGCACAAAUUAAACAAUCAAUUGCUCGAACACUGCAAGAUGAUAAUUGUGAUCAGUUUCUAAGAUUAGAGGACAUUCUACCAAAUGAACCUUCGCAACCCAUUUCAUACGAUACAUUAAUUAUUUUACUAGAGACAGUAGAAAAAGAAAUGGAACGCGUAGAAACUGCGGCGUUACAAUUGGCAACUACAAAUCAAGGUUCUACAUUAUUACCUCAACUUCAACCGCACGGUGUAGUACAAGCAGUUAAAGCAGUAUGUGCCUUAAUGGGAAAUAUUGAAACAUUUGAAAUCACGGAGGCUGUUGACAAUUUUGUAAACGCUUGCUGCCAAUUUUUGCCACAAGCUCAUACGGCUAAUAUAGAAUGUAAAAAGCCCGAAAUUAUACAUGAAGAUGGCGAUUACGCAAUAGUUACUUUGAGGAAAAAAUUCCCUGAUGUGAUUGCGUCUCACUGUCAUAAAAUUCGCGAUGCUAUUCAAGAACUCGUUGAAACAUACUGUCAUGCCUUCAAAGUCGAUUUUCAAUUAAACAGCAAAGGAGAAUUUCCGACGAAUACACUGAUUGCGACUGAAGUGCUUGAUACCAUUCUGGUGCGUGUUGGAUCUCUACAUAGGUUACCAACUACGUGGAAACAUGAUGAUUAUAUAGUGGCUGCUCAAAUUUUUCAUGGAACUAGACCAGUAGGAAAUCCAGUCUUAUCGGAACCAAUGACGGUCAGCUCAAAUUUUUAUCCAAGGAUUUUAUUUAAUUCAUGGUUGGAAUUUCGUGGAAUAAGCGUGUGUCAAGUACCACGAGAAGCCAGACUCGUGUUAGUUCUUUAUGGACGCACAUUACAGCCUACGGAGCACGAAUCUAACUCAUCGGCGGAAAAUGCAAUGCAAAAAGAAGAACUCGGAUGGGGUGCUAUACAAUUCUUCGAUUAUGACGGCGUUAUGAGCCAAGGGAGUUUUUUUCUGUCACUCUGGCCAGCAAUUGCAGACAAACGACUAGGUCCAGCCCCAGCGCCUGGAAUUCAUCCGCGUGGCGAUAUUCAUCCUAUUAUAGGAGUAGAAUUACCUGAUUAUGGAGGAAAGGUGUUAUUUCCCAAUUCCUUACGAGAUUAUAAUGUGGAGUCCUUAGAUUUCAAUUCGUUAGAUCAAAACACACAAGAAUUAUUAAUAGAUAUUACGCAACAGGAUACAUUCUCGAGACCGCCUAUUGACGAAAGGGAAAUUCUAUGGGAGAAAAGACAUUAUUUACAUGAUAGACCCGAAGCUUUACCAAAAGUAUUAUUAGCUGCACACAGUUGGGAUUGGGCAUGUCUACCUGAUUUACAUGCAUCACUUAGAAUAUGGAGUCCGUUACCUCCCAUACAAGCAUUACAAUUGCUUUUACCAUGUUUCCCAGAUAUGAAAGUUAGAGAAAUGGCAGUUGAUUGGAUUCGCGAGUUAAGCAAUGACGAACUAGUUGAUUAUCUGCCACAAUUACUUCAAGCGAUGAAACAUGAGACGUAUGAAGCGUCGCCUUUGACUCAAUUCUUGUUAGAACGUGCCUUACUUUCGCCGAGAGUGGCUCAUUAUAUUUAUUGGUUGCUAACUCAAGCGCUGCCGGGACAAAGUCCCCAGGUACAGAAUUCUUCUGAAAUUACUGUGGAAGAUGACAAAGCUAUUAGUUGCGCUCGUUAUCAACGAAGAUUGCAGUUAAUGUUGAGAGCAUUAUUAGCAGUUAUCGGAGAUGCGCUAAGAAAAAGUUUCCUCACCCAACAAUUGCUAGUUAAAAAUCUGCACGAAGUGGCAGAGAAUAUUAAAGUUACAAAGGAGUCACUGCGAAUGGAUACGCUUAAAACUGGUUUACAAAAUAUACACUGCCAGUUAAUGGAAGAUGAUGGAACGUGUUUACCACUGUCUCCCAGUAAAUUAGUAUUCGGUAUCAAUGUACAGACAUGUGCCUAUUUUCCGUCGUUCACUCUCCCAUUGAAAAUUAACUUUGUCAGCUGUGACAAUGUUAUAUGUCCAGCAAUUUUCAAGGUUGGCGAUGAUCUACAACAAGACAUGUUGACUCUUCAGAUGGUACGCAUUAUGGACAAAUUAUGGUUAAAAGAAGGCCUCGAUCUAAAAAUGGUUACUUUCGCUUGUGUACCCACUGGUCAUAAACGCGGAAUGAUAGAAAUGGUAACGAAUGCAGAAACGUUACGGAAGAUUCAAGUCGAGUUCGGGCUAACUGGGUCGUUUAAGGAUCGACCGAUCGCAGAGUGGUUAGCAAAGCAUAAUCCUUCGGAACUGGAAUAUGAGAGAGCAGUGGAAAAUUUCACUGCUUCUUGCGCCGGCUAUAGCGUUGCCACUUAUAUUUUAGGAAUUUGUGAUAGGCAUAAUGAUAAUAUUAUGCUAAAAACAUCUGGUCAUUUGUUUCAUAUUGAUUUUGGAAAAUUUCUCGGUGAUUCACAAAUGUUUGGAAACUUUAAGAGAGAUAGAACGCCGUUUGUGCUGACAUCUGAUAUGGCAUAUGUUAUAAAUGGUGGUGAUAAACCUUCAGCGAAAUUUCACCAUUUCGUGGACCUUUGUUGCCAAGCUUUUAAUAUAGUGCGGAAACAUGGAAAUCUUAUUCUUCAUCUUUUUGGACUGAUGACAUCGUCCGGUAUUCCUGGAGUGACUAUGGAUGCAGUUAGUUAUGUGCAGAAAGCUCUGCUUCCUGGACAAACAAAUCCCGAAGCGGCAGCGACUUUCGCUCGUAUGAUAGAAAGUUCGCUGAAAAGUUGGUUUACGCAGUUCAAUUUCUUCUUGCAUAACUUGGCGCAGCUUAGAUUCUCCGGGGAUCAUAGUGAUGGAGAACUAUUAUCUUUUAUUCCACGUACAUAUACAAUGCAGCAAGAAGGUGAAUUAACAAGCGUCCAAGUUCCGGGAUAUCAAAAACGCUAUGAUCCGGAAAAAUAUUACAUGUACAUUUUACGAGUACAACGAAAAGGCCAACCCGAUCCGACAUAUCUAUUCCGUUCAUACAAAGAAUUUUGCGAGUUUUAUCAGAAAUUAUGCAUACAUUUUCCACUUGCUAAAGUAACAAGUUUACCAAGCGGGAUUAGCAUGGGACGCUCUAAUAUUAAGCAAGUAGCCGAUAAACGACGGGCAGAUAUAGAAAAGUUCCUCGUAAGUCUAUUUAAAAUGGCACCGGAAAUAUCUCAAAGUGAUCUAGUAUACACUUUCUUCCACCCGUUAUUACGAGACCAAAAGAAUCCCGAUAUUCGUUCACGUAAAGUUAAAGUUGGAAAUAAUUGGUGGGCCGAGAAAAGAGUUAAAGAUAACAUACAGUGUGGUCAAAUCAAAUUGGUCCUUCAUUACGUUCGCGGUACUUUAUCUGUAAUGGUUUGUCAUGCACGAGAGCUGCCUAAAGUGGCUAAUGCUCAAGAACCAAAUACAUAUGUGAAGGUAUAUCUCAAACCUGAUCCUACAAAAGCGACGAAACGGAAAACAAAAGUAGUAAAAAAGAAUUGUCAUCCAUCAUUUAUGGAGAUGUUGGAAUAUAGAAUGCCUCUGGAAGUGAUCAAAGAGAGAACGCUUGAAGCAACGAUUUGGAAUCACGAUACUUUACAGGAGAAUGAAUUUCUCGGCGGUAUAAGUUUGCCUCUCGGAUGUCUCGACUUGACAAAGGAAAUUAUUGAAUGGUUUCCAUUAGGUAAUGUACGAUAAAGCGAUAUAAAGACUGCUCUGGAGUAUAUAUAUAUAUAUAUAGAAGUCCUUUAACGCUCAUAGAUAUUAUUACUAGGAUAUAGACGAUGUAAUAUUAGCGCACAAUAUUAAAGCUUCUUUAUUGCAGCCAAGUGCAAUAAUCACCGUGCUUUGAUAAACAUAAUUUUUGUUUAUAUAAUUUUGUGCAUCUAAUUUUGUCUUUUUUUUUUUGGAUAAAAAUCUAAAAAGAUUAUGUGAUAUAAUUAUAACAAAAAGAGAUUUAACUUCUACAACAAUUGCUAAAAGAAAUAGUAGGGAUAAUAUUUUAAAUUAUAUGUCUUAGCCUAUAUAACAAAUAACUCAGAAAAAACUUUUUAUUACAAAAUUAUAUAUUACAUUUAUGCAUACUUCUUUAAUAUUUUUUACAUGAAAUAUUUUAAAAUAUGAAAAAUUCAGCAUGAAUUUAAUAGAUCUGUAUUAAAAGUACUCUUUUACAAACGUUUUAUACACUUAUUUAUUUUUAUCACUUUUUACUAACUAAUGGAUACACAACUAUAAUUGUAAAUAGGCAACACUUUAUAUAUAAAUGAAAUCAUUUGUAACAAAUUAUCGAAUUAAGCUCUUUUACACCAAAAUAAUUUUGCGAUCCAUAUAAAAGAGUUUUCUAUCACAUAUAUCUAAUCAUAUGAAAUUAUAUAUAAAAAUAGUAUAUAAAAGUUAAAUUUUAUAUACGAUAUGUAGUAGGAUCAUGUUUUAUGAAUUUUUAUGGUGUUACUUCAUUAUUAGAAGAGAAAUAAUUGUCUGUUUAUGUAACGGCCUCAUUUAUAAUAAAUGUACUAUUGAUGAAAUUAUGUAAA